AUCAUUCUUUAUUAUAGAGUCAUACGAGUCAACUCGCAUUUCAUCCUUGCAUAUAUUUCAUUUGAAUUUUAAAGACUAUAAUAAAUUUGAACUGAAAACAUUUAUUUAUUAAUCGUUUACUGUAUUUAAUUACAUAAUCUUAUACCAUAAUAUUCAUUGUCAUGCCAGAUCCGAUACCAACAUCUGCAAUUUACGCGCAUCCUUGCUCUGAUCGGAAUGUGAAGCAGGAGCCGCCAAGUGAUAUUUGUAAUAUCAAGCGUCUCAAGGGACCUAUUUAUGAGGUGAUACUUAAGGAGUUCUACGAGGAUGGCUGUUACACAUCGGCACGUUAUUUUGAAUAUUUAGUGGCCGUGGAGCGCGAUCUGAUUGAACAGAAACAUGAAAUAUAUUAUGUCCACGAGAAUAUGGACUUCCUAUUGCAACUUGUUGACAAUGUAAAAAUGGCAGAGCAAGUUUACCAUUUAGACGAAGGACAUGGUGUAUAUAUGAUGAGGAGAAUACUUUACCAGACUAUUGGGAUCGUCGAGAAACAAAACUUCGUUUGGUUGACCAAGCAAUUGUACAACAUCAUAUCCAAGUAUAUGCUCGAUUCUACAACAAAUUAUUCAGCAAAGGAACAGUCCUCGAGAUUCGUUUUCAAAUACGCCAAGUUUCUGAUGCAGCAAGGAAAACCGGAGCAUCUUCGUGAAGCUACGCUUAUUUUACCUACCGCAAUGGAUGUGGCUUGUAGUGAAAGGUGGAAGCCUGAUACCAGCCCUGAAAGUGAAAAGUUCCCCACGCUGCAUGCAGCUUUGGGCACCUUAUUGGCCGAAAUAUACUUGAUCAAAGCAAAAGAACCUGGCAUAACACGAAAACACGCUUUGAAACGUAUACAGAAAGCAAUCAAGGCUAUUGCUCAAGUGGGCAUAAAGGCAAACAAACUGAUUGCCUUCAAAGCUUUUCUGGUAAAGAUUGAUCUUCUAAUGGAAGCUGAUAGAUUUGAAUGGGCAUUGAAAGAGAUAAUUCUUCUCAAGGAAAGCGUAAUGAAAGCGACGGGUGCAGAGUUUCUGGAAUCCAAGCUGGAUGUUCUCAAGAAAUUUGGCACCACAUUAUAUUGCCUUGACCAGCCGAUUGGUGCCAUAGAAGUUUUCGCCAAAGCUUUGGAUAUAUGCAAAGAAAAUGAAUACUGGCAAGGUGAAGGGGAUAUUCUAGUGGAAAUAGGGCAUGCACAACGCCGCAUGACCGGUGGCCAAGUAAGAGGACGUUUGGCAUUUGAGCUAGCUAAAAUCCAUUUUGAUCAUCAAGCCAAUCACGCCAAAGUCUUGAGUACUAAAUAUAUGAUAGCUGCUUUAAGAUCCGAGCUUAUACAACCUGAGUUGGUGAAUUUAAUGAAAGCCGAAUCGUUUUGUAACUUUUAUCGACUAAGGCGUUGGAAAAACCUUUGCGAGCGUUUUUGGGAUGAAGAUAAUCAAGUUGGCUACAUAAAACAAAAUACUUUGAGCAACAUGUCGAAGUACUCAUCUCAAAACCUAUAUAGACUAUACAAUCUUGUAUUGAACACGCGUACUUCCGUUUCUAAAAUAAGAGCUUCGGAAAUAGAACACAUAACAUCCGAGGUCCCCAGUAGUGAAGAGAGCGUUGAUUUGGAACGUAUUGUCGCUGAUAAUUUAUAUUACAACGACGAGGAUUCAGAAACUGACGUAUGUAUAGAGAAAAGCAUGAUACCUGAGGAAGAAGAACAAGCGGAGGAGUUCUUUAGUGCAGAUGGCGAUCUUUCAAAUAGCAGUUAUAUAUGGGAUAUAGAAAAAGGGGGUAAAACUAAAUAUUUAAAUAUAGUAACUCAAGCUAGGCGCUUUUCAGAAAGUAUGGUUUCAAGAAGAUCUACACCCCCAAGCAAGUGGGUCGUGAGGGACUCUGAUCCAAUAUGUUGCCUACUACGAGAGGAAUGAGAGGUUAUUGUAUUUUACAUUUUAUACGUUUUCUCAAAAACAUUCCUCAUUACAUAUGGAAAUAUUGUACAAAAAACUA
Molecule: messenger RNA, 2007 nt
Organism: Bactrocera oleae (olive fruit fly)
Lineage: Eukaryota; Metazoa; Arthropoda; Insecta; Diptera; Tephritidae
Source: RefSeq, a predicted model, not a curated record